Messenger RNA from Pygoscelis adeliae (Adelie penguin), 4853 nucleotides. RefSeq names its product tight junction associated protein 1 (peripheral) (gene TJAP1). Gene Ontology annotation, cellular component: trans-Golgi network. NCBI's taxonomy places the organism in Eukaryota, Metazoa, Chordata, Aves, Sphenisciformes, Spheniscidae. The transcript has 10 exons. Gene Ontology annotation, biological process: Golgi organization. The record is from RefSeq and is a predicted model, not a curated record. The coding region runs from base 258 to 2150 and encodes 630 amino acids.
GAUUCAUAGAAGAAACUGGGAUAAAGGGCUUACGUAAGAGGAAGCAAUGAAUCCUUCUUGAAGCAUCAGACAGCAGGAGCUGUUGGCCAGAUGCUGCUGGAUGCUGACAGGGGAAAGCUGAUUCGGAGACAAGCGGCCAGAAAUGUUUGGACACGUUGUCAUUUUGGAUCUGGCAUCUGAGUGAGUGUCCCUGCUUCAUGAGGCUUUGAAUUUGAGCCCAGGCUGGUAACCGCUUUCGGAGCCACGCAGGUGGGAGGAUGUCGAGCACAGCUCCAUCGAAGAAGCCUUACCGCAAGGCUCCCCCGCAGCAUCGUGAGAUCCGCCAUGAGGUACCCAUCAUUCGUGAUGACCAGGAUGGAGUGAUCUUGGCCGAGCAGAGUCAGGAACCCUUGACGGAUGCAGAAAGGAUGAAGCUACUGCAGCAUGAGAAUGAGGAGCUGCGCCGACGGCUGACAUAUGUGACUAACAAAAUGGAGGCGAUGGAGAGGGAGCUGGAGUCAGGUCAGGACUACCUGGAGAUGGAGCUGGGCCAGAACCGUGAGGAGCUGGAGAAAUUCAAGGACAAAUUCCGUAGGUUGCAGAACAGCUACACUGCUUCCCAGAGAACCAACCAAGACCUGGAGGAAAAGCUGCAUGCCCUGAUCAAAAAGGCAGAGAUGGACCGCAAGACGCUGGACUGGGAGAUUGUAGAGCUCACUAAUAAAUUGCUUGAUGCCAAAACCACCAUCAAUAAGCUGGAGGAACUCAAUGAACGCUAUCGACAGGACUGUAACCUUGCAGUACAGCUGCUCAAGUGUAACAAAUCCCACUUCAGGAACCACAAGUUUGCUGAUCUUCCCUAUGAGCUGCAGGACAUGGUCAAUAAGCAUUUGCACAGCGCUCAGGAGUCCACAGGCCCUGGUCAAGAGGCAACCCACACCUUGGCUCCAUCUGAUGUUGUGCCUACCUCAGUCAUUGCCAGAGUCUUGGAGAAACCAGAAUCUCUGGUUUUGAAUUCAGCCAAGUCUAGCAGUGGCAGCUGUCCCAUGGCUGAGGAUGUCUUUGUGCAUGUGGACAUGAGUGGAGCCCCUCCUGAUGCCUGCAACAUGGGAGGGCAGAUGGGGAAGGAGGGAGGAGAUGCAGGGAAACAGCAGAAUGGUGCCUGCAAGCCACAGAGCAGUGUGGAAAGCGUGCCAGAAGAGGUGCCUGCCUUUGAGAAGCUAAGCCCAUACCCUACACCCUCUCCUCCCCAUCCUAUGUACCCUGGGCGCAAAGUGAUUGAGUUCUCUGAGGACAAGGUAAGGAUCCCAAAGAAUAGCCCCCUGCCCAACUGUACAUAUGCUACGCGCCAGGCCAUCUCACUCAGCCUGGUACAGAGUGAAGAUGAGAGCUGUGACAGGCUCCGGACGCUCCCCAACAGUCCUGCUUCAGAAGGGCGCCGUUCAGCCUCCAGCUGUUCCUGUCAGCAGUCCCCCAAAGCAGCCAGGGCUCACGGCUCUUCCCAGAGCAGCCCAUUCAGCAGCCCUCCGCAAAUCCCGAGCGCCUUCGCCAGCUCUGCCAGCUCCGAGGAGGACCUGCUGGCCAACUGGCAGCGUAUGUUUGUGGAGAAGGCACCCCCCACCUCAGAGCGGGUGCUGAUGAACCGCACGGCCUUCAGCCGUGACACAGCCCCUGAGCUCCAGAAGAGGUUCAGCCGCUCCAUGCAAGAGCUGGGUAGGGCAGCCUUGGCUUACUCAGAUGGUGAAGAGUCUGCGCAGAGCUGCAGCUGGACCGUGAGCCGGGACUCAAGCGUGGACACAGACAGCACUGAGUCCAGAGCCCACAGGAGCCAUUUCUCCUCAGACUAUGGUACAGAUUUCUCCCAGGAUGAAGCCCAGAAGCUGUUGCAGGAAAGCGGUGGAGGCACUGCUGAGCCUGGAAGCCCCUCACCACAGAAGCACAAGGACUAUGUGGACCUUGGCUUGCCUGAGAGCCCAGCUGAGGAAAGAGAAAUGUUGCUUCAGGGAAGCAAGGAGAGCAACCAAGGAGGUGCUCAAGAGGAAAGUGGAGAAGGCAGGGUCAAGCCUCCCUUCAGUCGGCCACACCGCAGCCCCAAGAGGAUGGGGGUCCACCACUUACAUCGCAAGGACAGUCUGACGCAAGCCCAGGAGCAGGGCAACCUUCUCAGCUGAGGCAGGGCAAGAAGCAGCCACACGCUGCAGAGCUGUGGGAUGCCUCCAUCUGUCCACCUUCUGAGGGAGAAACCUCCCUUAGUACUCUCCUCCUGGGGGGGCUCUGCUCUGAAAUUUUAUAUUUAUUCUCUUCUUCUGCUACCUGGAAGAGCUGGGGUCCCCCUUCCCUGGCACCUCAGACCCACAGUACUAGCACACACAGUGUGCAGAAGCACACCCACUGCCCCAGCACACUUGCAGCUCUUUUCACAGCCUCACACUGGUGCCUGUACCAGAGCUCGUUCUUGGUACCCCUCGUCCUGGUGCCUGUGCCUCUUUAUGCUCGCAUCUUCCUUCCCACUCAGGUACCUGAGGCCCUGGGUGCUCUCAUGCUGGUUGCCCACAGCUGCUCUGCUCUCUUUUAACUUGUGCCAACAGGGCAGAGUGCCUGCGUGGUGGUGUCUGAUUCCUGGGAGCCUGCAGGGGCCAUGAGUGGGGCACGAGGACUCCCAGCGGAUGGCUCUGGGCCCCUGGGGAUGUGCUGGGAUUGCUGGUGUCUCAUUUUCCUGCUGGGUUUUGUUUUCCCUGGCUGCCCUCUGGGUGAUUCUCCAGAAUCUGCCUCUGCAGGUCCCCAUCACUUGGCUCCUGUGUCAGGCUCAGCACCUGGCCCUGCUGAGGCAACACACGGAUGCUGGUGCUGUGGCAUGGGGCAUGGGUGCUCUCUACCGAGGUGGUUUGGGGAGGCACUGCCUGCUAGGCGCUGGGGUUUGUGUUUGUGUGUCUCCUCCCUCACACAUCUUCCCCCGCUCUCUGUGCUGUUAUUUUGUUUGAACGGUGCUGAUGCUUUGCUCUUGGGUGGGCUUCUUUCUUCUUUCCAAGCCUUUGGUUUUGGGGUGUAUUGUUUUUUCUUUCUCCCCACCCUGCAUAAACAGACACAGCCGUUGGCAGCCGGUCCAAUGCCUGCGUUGAGGGUGUGUUGAAGAGGCUCAGCUCUCAGAGCUGCGCUUCCCUCUGAUCCUGGCCUCCAGCCUGCAGAAACCCCUCCAGACUCAAGAAAAAGGUCUUGCCCCGGGCAAGCAAGGCACGAAGGACACUACUGGGCUUUUCUGGGCAGUGCUCGGUGCAGGGUUGGCAGGGAUGCAAGGGCAGUGUGCUGAGGAGCUGCUCCCUGUAGACGCACUACCUCACGGCUCGGCAGCAGCCCUUUGCCAGGGUCUCCUUGCAUGCCCCCUUCUCUGGGGGGCUCCAGGCUGGCUCUGGUGCCUCUCCGGGGCCUCCCCUUCUGGGUAGGGCCUCUCUGCGUGUUUUUCCUAGUGUAGCGUGAUAUUGUGUGACUUUUCUUCUCAGUCUUGUGUGCUCGAUGUCUUGUUGGGGGGGGAGGGAAGGGGAGAGGUCUGUAGAUGUAGGUAUUUUUUUGAGGGCUUACAAAGCCCAGGCGUCCUGUUUUAAUUUUGUCCUGUGCCCUCCUCUGUCUGGUGUUUCUUGACUCCUCCAGCGGUGUGAGGCAGAGAAUAGCCUGGUUCCCUGUGCUGUGCCCCCCUCAAACCCUGCUGGCUGUCCUCAGCCUGCUGUCUGGUUUUUGAGUUGGGUUUGUGUUGUCCUCCCACCCUACUCAAUGAGGGCUUUUCACUGGACUGUAGGAGAGCAGCCCUCUGUCCAGGAGGGAGCUCCUGUUCAUAUGCUUACAGCAAGAUGUGCAGCCAAGAGCUGCCUGGGGGCCCUGCUCCCCUCCACAAACCCCUCUCUCUGCAAAGGGCCUGCAGCUUGCAGCUGGGGCCAGCCGGGGCUUCAGCUUGAGCCUGGAGGCUCCAGGGCCUGUGAAAGGGAGCUGCAGGCCUCUCUGGUGGCUGUGUAGGUCGGUUUGUGUACCCUGGCUAGAGCUGCUGCCUACACACUUGCCUUGUUUCCCACCUCAAACAGUUGUGGAGCUGGAUGCCACCCUCUGGUGGGGAGGUGGGACUUGGUAUUUCACUACAGUAUUUUGCUUGAUACCUGUGCAAACAGGCUGGUGCUGAGAGCGGGAGCCUCCUCUGAGCCUGCAGGGUGUUCAUCUCCCCUGUCCUGAACGUGGUGGUGCGGUCCUUGUUUUUGCUCUCAUCAGCUGCUCCACUGCUGCAUUUGUUCUGUUCUUCUGCAGUGUUGCUGAGGGCUUGCAGCUGCAGCGGUUGCCAGCUCCUGCCUCACGGACAUCACCUGGGGUUGGAUGCUCACUGAGUGAGCUCCUCUGGCUCUGAGGCUGUUGGUGGCUUGCCUGUGGGACAGCACAGCCACUUGGGCCAUCGGGCAGGCAUUGCCACUCAGGGCUCAGCCCCAUCUCCCCUGAAUCCUGGCAUGCUGGUCAGGGGACAAAACCUGCUCUUGCUGAAGCAGCUGGUGUUGAUGGUGCUGGGCAGAGCCAGCCUCCCUCUGCUUUUGGUCAAAGUAGACUUAAAAGCAAAACAAUGGAGAAAUGGAGGGGUUGUAAAGGGGUGCCCAAUGCCUCACCAGACACUUCUGCUUCACAGCUUUAGGCUGCUGGCAGAGGUUGAGGGGGAGCGGUGGCCUCAAGAGGAGCAGAGCCCUCUUUCUCGGCGGGCACAGUGCCUGCCCUCUGCACUCCUGCACACCUCCAGCAGUAUUGGCUCUGGGGCCUUGAGCUGACCCCGCUUUCAGUGUCCCAACUCCAGACUGUUAAUCUGUAACUAAACUAAUGUGUUUUUUUCUGAAAUUUUCAAACUGAUGUAU